AUGGACCAGCUAUUCGACGCAAGUCGGGCUGCGUAUAGUCGUGGUGAUGGUGCAGAGGCGAAGGAGUUGUCGAAUAGGGCGAAGGGGCUGAAGAGUGAGAAGGAGAGGUUGGAUAGGGAGGCUGCUGAGUGGAUAUUUGAACAGAAUAACAAAGGUAGGGAACCUGGAGAAGUCGACCUUCAUGGUCUGCGAGCAGAAGAAGCUGUUGAGCGUACAGAAGAAUUCAUAAUCGAUUGUCGCAAGCAAGGAUUGAGUGAAUUGCGUCUUAUAGUUGGAAAGGGCCUACACUCGCAAAACCAUGAAGCUGUCUUAAAGCCUCGUAUUGAAGAACUCAUGAAGAAACAUAACAUCGUCGCAGAGUUGGAUCCGGAAAAUUCUGGUGUGCUCCUUGUCCAUCUUGAUGGUGGUGAGAAGACUAGAGACCGGGGUAUUGAUCCGGAGGAGAUUACUAGACGGCUGGGUGAUGACGAGAAGAGUUGCAUUAUUAUGUAG
Fomitiporia mediterranea MF3/22 is the source of this 492-nucleotide messenger RNA. Its product is annotated as Smr-domain-containing protein. NCBI's taxonomy places the organism in Eukaryota, Fungi, Basidiomycota, Agaricomycetes, Hymenochaetales, Hymenochaetaceae. The record is from RefSeq and is a predicted model, not a curated record. The transcript is spliced from 4 exons. Bases 1 to 492 code for a protein of 163 amino acids.